Molecule: messenger RNA, 1614 nt
Organism: Monosiga brevicollis MX1
Lineage: Eukaryota; Choanoflagellata; Craspedida; Salpingoecidae
Exons: 8
Coding region: 1-1614 (537 amino acids)
Molecular function (GO): protein binding
Source: RefSeq, a predicted model, not a curated record
AUGGGUCAAUUUGCCCAGCAAUCCACCUUGAGCGGUUGGCUCCAGCCGCCUGGCCCCCCGAGCAACUCGGCAUCAUCUGGCUCUUCCCUCCCCUCUUCUUCGACCUCUGCCGCCGCCGCUGCCGCCGCUGCUACCCCUGCUUCUCAAGCAGAGCGUGUCAGCAGGACCAAACCGCCGCUGCCUGCGGCACAGGAGGAGCCGGCUGAAAAGCGGGCUCGGCACGUUGCUUUCGAAGCAUCCUCGCCUUCCUCGCUGACAGCGACCAUCGAUCCCAGUGCAAACACAGCUGCUUCCACCACACCCUCCCCGGUACUACUAGACACACCCUCGGUCUGCACGCCCGAUAAACCCGAGCCUGCAAUCCCACAGACCUUGAGCGACCCCACCCCCAUCACGCUAGCCCCGCACCCGGCUCCUGCUUCGGCACCACCGGCAUCAUCUGCAUCCACACCCGCCAGCGAGUCCGCGACUCGGAAUGUGCCCCCGAGCGCCAAACGAAAAUAUGCCCCCUUCAAGGUGCUCAACUGCCAGACCACCUUUUAUCUGCACAGCGAACUGGGCCACGCGCAGGGUAGUCGGCCCGUGACCACCAACCUCUAUCUAUGCGCUCACCCAGCUGGGCCAGCGAGGACUAGCCGCAAGGUUGAGCUACGCCGCGUCACCAAACUUGCUGGAUGCCAAACUUGGACCGUCAGCCAAAACCACGUCGAGCACGUCUUUGCCAAAUUUCGACAAGAAGGCCGAUGCACCAUCCGCCUCCGCCAGCCACCCGUCGACCUAAUCGUCUCCCACGCCAAUCCCUCUGCCCUCUCGGGCUUUCUCGACUCUCUCUACGCGGUCCACACGGGCGAUGAGGCGAUUGACCUGCCCAGUCCCGGGCGCCUGAACGAACUGACCAAGGAAGGCAAGGACACAGAGGCCAUGGUCAAACGGCUGCGUGUAAGCCGCGGCCAAGACAUACCACGCGUUCUACCCCCAAAUCUACGAUCGCUGCACUUGAGUGAUCGGGCUCUGAGCAGGCCGCCAGCGCAGAUCUUUCGUUGCGCCCACCUUUCGGUCUUGGAUCUGAGUCAAAAUAAGCUGCAGAAAGUACCACUCGAGUUGGAGCUAUUACCAGAGCUUCGAUCGCUCGACCUCAGUUCCAACGAGAUAACGGCCUGGCCUGCCCACCUCGUGCUCCCAACCCUGCAAAGUUUGAUGCUUAGUUCGAACAAGCUGGAAACCCUGCCACGCUCGCUUGGACGCUUUACGAACCUUCACACGCUGCAUCUCGAACACAAUCAACUGGGUUCCGUGCCCACCACCAUCGGCCUCCUGCCUCACCUACGCAAUCUCCAAUUGCGUGGCAAUCGCCUGGGCUGCUUGCCAGCAAGCUUUGCCAAGUUCCAAGGCACUCGCCGCCUCGCCCUCUUCUACGGCAGUGACAAUCCCUGGCGAGCUGCUGAUGAGGAGGUGCAUAUUUUGCCCGGAACGGUGCCCUCGCUUUUUGAGGCAUUUUGCUUGGCCCAGCCACUGGAGCAGGUGCGCUUAUCCUUCCUGCCCACCCAGUGUCUUCGCCGGCCCUACGACCUUAGAUUGCCCAGCAAUUUGUGCACCCUGCCGAAGUGCCUCUGA